AUGUCAUCUUUCAAAAACGUCGACAACCAGUUUGCUGAACCUACAGCAUACGAAGAACCCAGCAGCUUCAGGAGGAGCUUCAAGACAACACCCAUUAGAAGAUCUACUGCUACGCUUGUUCCGGUCUCUGACACCAUCAUGCCGUGCUUCACUUCCAGCUGGGAGCAAUCCGACAGUGGAAAGUUCAUGAGCUUUACCCCGGGUGUUUGUCCACCAGGUUGGAAUUGUAGUGCUAUCUCCCGAGUAUCUCAAUCCUCAACAGUGGUCGCAACCGCGUUGUGUUGCGCAAGCGGCUAUCAGCUAAGGUCGCUCAGUGAAGACCCCCAUUCAACUAGUUCCGUAGUCUCAAACCAAUGUGAACAAUGGUUAAAAAGGCUAGAAAACGAUCUCGCUAGUGCAACAGUCACUGCUCCGCAUUGCGACGGCACCCUCAUGGUUCAUCAGGCAUGGGCCGUCACUUGGCAUCCUUCUGACAAGACCACCCUGUCUCCAAAGCCACCUACAGUGAGCAGCGAACAGACUAUUGAAUUCUGGGAGGCUCUCCAGCCUAUGAACAGCCGAAACCUACGUGCAAGAUAUGAAGGCAAUGAUACCCCUUUCAAUGAUUCUUAUUUUACUUUUCUCAUGGUUGGCUUGCCUAUUAUCUUUGGAGCUCUCUUCACCUGUCUAUUUUGCAUGUGUUACUGGAACCGGAGGAAGAUGAGGAAAGAGAGAAAAAAGGCGGAACAGACACAACUUGACUCUCUGCCACCAUACUCUAAUAACGAGAGUCCUCCUGUGUAUUCGAGUCGAUAA
This is a messenger RNA of Fusarium venenatum, 795 nucleotides long. Its product is annotated as heterokaryon incompatibility protein-domain-containing protein. Lineage: Eukaryota; Fungi; Ascomycota; Sordariomycetes; Hypocreales; Nectriaceae. The record is from RefSeq and is a predicted model, not a curated record.